Messenger RNA from Leptomonas pyrrhocoris, 1373 nucleotides. RefSeq lists its product as hypothetical. Lineage: Eukaryota; Euglenozoa; Kinetoplastea; Trypanosomatida; Trypanosomatidae. The transcript has a single exon. Bases 33 to 1373 code for a protein of 446 amino acids. The record is from RefSeq and is a predicted model, not a curated record.
GCUCCGACCCCUUUCUGUUCAACCGAAGGAACAUGGCGGAUGUCCGUCAGUCCGACGACGCGGCAACGUGCCCACGUCUCUUCUCUGUACUGGGCGGUGCGGUGACUCGGGCAUCCCUGCAGCAGCUCCAGCGUGACAUCGACGUGAUGAUGGAGGUGCCCGACGCCCCCACCUCUACACGAUCGGCGAGUCCGACCUCCCACAACGCCCCGGCAAAGCGCACCCCGAGUGUGCAGUCUUGGCGACGCGUGCUGGAGGCGUUACGAGCAGCCCGCACGAACACUGACGACGCCGAUGCCAGUGCGAGCACGUCGGCAACGGAUGUCCCAGCGCCGUCUGCAUCGUCUGCGCCACCAACACAGCUGCUGUCUCCUCAUGGGUCGGCCGCAUCCGUACGUGACACCUUAGUUCAUUUGUUGGGCGUCUCCACUGGUUCCGCGUUGUAUCGCGAGUGUGUGGCGGCGCCGCGUCGACGCGUUCGGCAUAUGGUCAAGCAACUCGCUCAAGCGGUUCGCACGCAGUACCUCCGCCGUCUUUCACUGUCGGAGCCGGUGGAUGUGCACGUGCAGCUGUACCCAUCUGCCGCUGAGGCAUCGUGCUCUGCCGUCCCGGCCGCAUUGCGUGAGAACAAAGGCUUCUGUGCCGCCAUUACCGUGCGCCGUCUCGCCGACCUCGCCGACGAAGCCGCAGCUGGACAGCGGCUGAAAGAGCGCUACAUGAACGUUGCGGCGCAAGGGCAGACGCUGGCCAGCGCAUUGGCAUUCUGGGCGGACGUCUCGUAUGGCGAUGCGCCACCGGCUGCGCUGGCCGAGUAUCCCCCGUUGGGGUUUGAAGCAGAGGAUUCGGUGAAUGGGGCAGCGCCGCUGACCCGCACAGGCACCACCAUGAGUACAACAGAGGAUGAUGGGCGGCGGUUGGGCCAGAAAGCAACGCGGCCAACACGCGUGGGAGAGGAAGAGGCGGGAGACGAGGUCGCGAGUUCAUCGUUGCUGCUGGGGCUACCGGAGCGGAGACAGCAACUCGUUCCCGACCCGUCAGGGCGUCCAACCUGGAUGCAGCCGAGCCUUCUCUCGUCGCCCUCCACGGCAGCAAAAGGGGGGAGGUCAAGCGCCGACAGCCGGCAAGGGGCGGCACUGCCACACCUGUCCUACUCCCCAGUCGGCUUGGUGGCGGUGUUGUAUGUGCACAGCUCCGGCGUGGCCUAUGUGGGCUACCCGCCUGCGCCGCAGGGGAGAGAGGAGGAUUCUGAGGCGGACACGUCGUCACUUCCCACCGCGGUGACACCGAUCGUUGCGGCUAGGCCGCCUCUUGUGUGCACGUUGCCGAUGCUCUCGUCUACGGGCUUCACGCGAAGCCUCUUAGGACUCAGCUAG